Pteronotus mesoamericanus is the source of this 1620-nucleotide messenger RNA. Its product is annotated as solute carrier family 22 member 6-like. Gene Ontology annotation, cellular component: membrane. The transcript has 10 exons. NCBI's taxonomy places the organism in Eukaryota, Metazoa, Chordata, Mammalia, Chiroptera, Mormoopidae. Bases 1 to 1620 code for a protein of 539 amino acids. The record is from RefSeq and is a predicted model, not a curated record. Gene Ontology annotation, biological process: transmembrane transport.
AUGGCCUUCGAUGACCUCCUGAAGCAGCUGGGGGGCGUCGGCCGCUUCCAGCAGAUCCAGGUGACUUUGCUGUUCCUCCCCCUGCUCCUGCUGUUCUCCCAUAUCACCCUACAGAACUUCACCGCCGCCAUCCCCGCCCACCACUGCCGCCCACAGGCCAACGCCAGCCUCGGCAAAGGUGGGGAGCUGGAGGCCUGGCUGCCCCGGGACAGGCAGGGGCAGCCCGCGUCCUGCCUCCGCUUCACCUCCCCGCAAAGUGGGCCACGCUUUCCCAAUGGCUCAGAGGCCAACGGCACAGCGGCCACAGAGCCCUGCGUCGAUGGCUGGAUCUACGACAACAGCACCUUCCCUUCCACCAUCGUGACUGAGUGGGACCUCGUGUGCACACACCGGAACUUGCCGCAGCUGAGUCAAUUCAUUUUCAUGACAGGGAUGCUGCUUGGAAACUUGAUAUUUGGGAACCUCACGGACAGGGUGGGCCGCCGGAAGGUGUUGACCUGGAGCUACCUGCAGUUAGCGGUGUCAGGGACCUGCACGGCCUUUACACCCAACUUCACAGCCUAUUGCGCUUGCCGCUUCUUUUCAAGCAUGGCUAUAAGUGGCAUUGCCACCAACUCUCUGACAUUUAGCUUGGAGUGGCUGCCCAUCCAUACCCGGCCAGCUUUGAGCCUCUUAUAUGGGUUAUGCAACAGCCUCUGCCAACUCUCCCUGGUCGGCAUGGCUUAUGCUGUGCCCGACUGGCGCCACCUGCAGCUGCUGGUCUCUCUGCCCUUCUUUGUCAUCUUCAUCUACUCCAGGUCCUUCACUGAGUCAGCCCUCUGGUACUUCUCCUCGGGGAGGCAGGACCUCUCCUUGAAGGCCCUACAGAGAGUGGCCCAGAUCAACGGGAAGCAGGAAGAGGGAGCCAAGCUGAGUAUGGAGCUGCUUCAGAUGCAUCUGCAGAAGAACCUGACGAUGAACAUGGCCCAGCCCUCGAUGUUGCAGCUGCUACGCUCCCCUGCUGUUCGCCACCUCCUCCUCUGCCUUGCGCCCCUGUGGUCCUCACUCAACCUGAGCCACUUUGGCUUAGUCAUGAGUCUGCAAAGUUUUGGGAUCAACAUCUACCUGAUGCAGGUGCUCUUCACAAGUGCAGACAUCUUAUUUCAUUUCCUGAGCUUUUUGACCAACAAAUCACUGGGCCGCCGGUCUACCCAAAUGGCCUCCUUGCUGCUGUCCGGGAUCUGCAUUCUGGCCAGUGCGAUGGUACCCCAGGAUCAGUUGUUCCUCCACAUCACAAUGGCUGUGUUAGGAAAAGGCUGUAUAACUGGCUCCUUUAACUGCAUCAUUAUGUAUACAGGGGAGCUGUGCCCCACAGUAAUGCGGCAGAGGGGUAUGGCUCUGACAACAACCCUGGGGAUCAUGGGCGGCAGCCUAAGCCCGUUAGUGGCCAUGACCACCGAGUUCCACCCCUCCCUGCCUCUCUUCAUCUACGGAGCGGCCCCUGCAACUGCCAGCGUUGUCACGCUCUUCCUGCCGGAGACCCAGGGCCAGCCACUGCCCAACACAAUCCAAGACCUGGAGAGAAGAUGGAAAAAGAAAUUGGAGCAGGAGCAGCAGAUGGUCCCGCUCCAGGCCUCCUGA